AUGGCUCUCAGACUGAACCCUCUCCCCACCCAAUCCUUCGCCCUUCCCCAGAUGGCCAGCCUCAGAUCUCCCAAGUUCCGCAUGGCCUCCACACUCCGCUCCGGUUCCAAAGAGGUUGAAAAUAUUAAGAAGCCUUUCACACCUCCGAGAGAAGUGCAUGUUCAAGUAACCCACUCUAUGCCUCCCCAGAAGAUUGAGAUUUUCAAAUCUUUGGAGGAUUGGGCUGAGCAGAACAUCUUGACUCUUCUUAAACCUGUGGAAAAAUGUUGGCAACCACAGGAUUUUUUACCAGAUCCUUCCGCAGAUGGAUUUGAUGAGCAAGUGAAGGAACUGAGAGAGAGGGCAAAGGAGCUUCCAGAUGAUUACUUUGUUGUUCUGGUUGGAGACAUGAUCACAGAGGAAGCCCUUCCUACAUACCAAACAAUGUUAAAUACAUUGGAUGGAGUUCGUGAUGAAACAGGCGCUAGCCUUACUUCCUGGGCAGUUUGGACAAGGGCAUGGACCGCUGAAGAAAAUAGACAUGGUGAUCUUCUUAACAAAUAUCUUUACUUAAGUGGACGAGUUGACAUGAGACACAUUGAGAAGACAAUUCAGUAUCUGAUUGGAUCUGGAAUGGAUCCUCGGACUGAGAACAGUCCCUACCUUGGUUUCAUUUACACUUCAUUCCAAGAGAGGGCAACUUUCAUUUCCCAUGGAAACACAGCCAGGCUUGCUAAGGAGCAUGGUGAUAUGAAGUUGGCCCAGAUCUGCGGCAUGAUUGCCUCGGAUGAGAAGCGCCAUGAGACUGCAUACACAAAGAUAGUGGAAAAGCUGUUUGAGGUUGAUCCUGAUGGAACAGUUAUGGCGUUUGCAGACAUGAUGAGGAAGAAAAUCGCUAUGCCAGCACACCUUAUGUACGAUGGCCGCGACGACAAUCUGUUUGAAAACUACUCUGCUGUCGCCCAGCGCAUUGGGGUCUACACUGCCAAGGACUACGCCGAUAUACUUGAAUUUCUGGUGGGGAGGUGGAAGGUGGAGAAUCUAACAGGACUCUCAGGUGAGGGAAGAAAGGCUCAGGAAUACGUUUGUGGGCUGCCACCAAGAAUCAGAAGGUUGGAGGAGAGAGCUCAAGCAAGAGUAAAGGAGACAUCUAAAGUUCAGUUCAGUUGGAUUCAUGACAGGGAAGUACUACUCUAA
This is a messenger RNA of Sphenostylis stenocarpa, 1176 nucleotides long. NCBI's taxonomy places the organism in Eukaryota, Viridiplantae, Streptophyta, Magnoliopsida, Fabales, Fabaceae. The record is from the annotation of a GenBank genome assembly.